AUGAGGCGAAGCGAAUCCCCCCAGCUGCAAGUUUGCGAGCUUGCCUGUCCCUCGCCAAGGAAUACAGGCAAGACGCAAACAACCACAGAAACAAUGCAAGUUUUCAGGACACCAAACAGAAACCACCCUUACCGUUUCCUCUCUGCUCGGCACGACUCGAGCCCUCUGUUUUACACCCUACCACCUUCGGCAGCCAUCUCAUACUCAGCUCCAGUCAGAGCCCAGGAUACCGGCCAGGACAGGCAGACCUCGGGUCUCCCAGCCGGUACGAUUAUAGCGAUCGUCUUCUGUGUGCUUAUCCUAACCUUCCUUGUCAUAGGUGUCUAUGCAUUUGCUUCGAGCCGCCCCCAGUCCCGGCGCGACUGGCGGAGCCUGCUGGGAAGUCGCAGCCGCACCUACGAAGACGCCGUCGCCACCACCGACGGCGAUGACAUCGAGAUGCAGGCGCCACGCCACACCAAACAAUCAUUGCUUGAGCAGCAGGACGAGAACCAGAGGCAGCACGUGAGCCAUCACGAGCAGCAAGGUCAGCAAGUUCAGCAACACGAGCAAGACCAUUACCAUGGGGAGGGGGCAGGGAUGGGGUACGACGACGGCGACGACGACAAGGAGGCACGGAUAGAGGUGGGAACCGCAAAGGUGGCCCGCAUCAGGCGCGUGCCGGCCGGGUCGGUGUCGAUCACGAACAUCGGGCGGGGCAAGGCGGCGGCGGUGCCGGUGGGUGCGUCACAGUCGGUGCGAGACGUCUUCUCGCUGCCGGACCUGGCGUGGGCGGAGACGCUGACAACGGGGGGCGGGCGCAGGCCUGGGGCGAUGGUCCCCAUCUCCUUCCCGCCCAUGACAGGUCCAGCCCCAGCCCCAGCCCGAGCUUCAGCCCCAGCCGCAGGCAGCGGCACGGCUGUUCCCGUCUCGUCGUCAUCCGGGAGCAGAAGCAGCAGCGUGCGGUCCAAGGAGGGGUUGCAGGAGAGGAGCGACUCGCGCAGGGCGGUCAAGAGGAAGGCCAUCAGGGAGUGGUGUGCGCGCGGCAGCGGCGGCGGGCUUGGGCCGUAUUCCGCGGCCUACUGA
Molecule: messenger RNA, 1065 nt
Organism: Diaporthe batatas
Lineage: Eukaryota; Fungi; Ascomycota; Sordariomycetes; Diaporthales; Diaporthaceae
Exons: 1
Coding region: 1-1065 (354 amino acids)
Source: RefSeq, a predicted model, not a curated record